GGAGGGUACGAAUGGUACGAAUGUCUGAUAAACCAGUGAACUGGAAAAAGUGUUACCUUAUCAGGUGUAACAAUCAUCGAACCACCUGGCAACUACCAAAGGAAUAUAACGAAGAAAAGAAAUUUUUUUCUACUGUUUCUUGAAAUGGCAACCGGUGAUCAGAGACGCGUUGCAUUAAUUACGGGUAUUACCGGACAAGAUGGUUCCUAUUUAGCCGAAUUUUUAUUAGAAAAAGGUUACGAUGUGCACGGAAUUAUUAGGCGGGCUAGUUCGUUUAAUACAGCCCGCAUUCAACAUCUUUAUGCAGAUCCAAAAUGCCAUCGCCAGGGUAAAAUGAAAUUGCACUAUGGAGAUAUGACAGAUUCUAGUAGUUUAGUUAAAGUAAUUAGUUCUGUACAGCCAACAGAAAUUUAUAAUCUAGCUGCUCAAAGUCAUGUUAUGGUGAGCUUUGAAGUGAGCGAAUAUACUGCAGAGGUGGAUGCAGUAGGAACAGUUAGGUUGCUAGACGCGAUACGUACCUGUGGUUUAGAAAAAUCUGUGAAAUUUUAUCAUGCAUCCACGUCUGAGCUUUAUGGCAGAGUGGUGGAAGUACCACAGACGGAGAAAACACCAUUUUACCCACGUUCUCCAUAUGCGUGUGCAAAAUUAUACAGCUUUUGGAUAGUGGUAAAUUACAGAGAAGCGUAUAACAUGUUUGCGUGCAAUGGUAUAUUAUUUAAUCACGAAAGUCCUCGCAGGGGAGAGAAUUUUGUUACCAGAAAAGUGACUAGGUCGAUAGCAAAAAUACAAUUGGGUUUGCAAGAUGUCGUCGAACUGGGAAAUCUAGACGCUAAGCGUGAUUGGGGACAUGCGAAAGAUUAUGUUGAGGCAAUGUGGUUGAUGUUGCAACAACCAGUACCAGACGAUUAUGUGAUAGCUACAGGAGAAACGCAUAGUGUUAGGGAAUUUGUAGAAGCAGCAUUUCAGUAUGUAGGUCGCACAAUUAAAUGGCAAGGGGAAGGCGUGAAUGAGACAGGACAGGAUGCACAAACAGGACAGGUACUGGUCAGAGUGAAUCCUAAAUAUUUUCGUCCAACAGAAGUCGAUGUCCUUUUGGGCGAUGCUUCGAAAGCAAAGGAAAAAAUAGGUUGGAAACCUACAGUUACGUUUGAGGCUCUCGUAAAAGAUAUGAUGGAUUCCGACUUAGAAUUAAUGAGAAAAAAUCCAAUUGCUUAGUAGGAUUUCUUAGGUACAAAGAAACUCCAUGCAUUUAUGAAGAAACAUUCUAUGUCUUUAUGAGACAGUGACAUUCAAUAUAUACCCACUAUGUUAAAAGAGAUCUAAAUGUUAUUUUGUAAAGUUCCAUAUUUCUCGGAUCAGAUC
Dufourea novaeangliae is the source of this 1362-nucleotide messenger RNA. RefSeq names its product GDP-mannose 4,6 dehydratase (gene Gmd). The record is from RefSeq and is a predicted model, not a curated record. Gene Ontology annotation, biological process: GDP-mannose metabolic process. Lineage: Eukaryota; Metazoa; Arthropoda; Insecta; Hymenoptera; Halictidae. The transcript has 7 exons. The coding region runs from base 145 to 1215 and encodes 356 amino acids. Gene Ontology annotation, molecular function: GDP-mannose 4,6-dehydratase activity.